Suillus subalutaceus is the source of this 222-nucleotide messenger RNA. RefSeq lists its product as uncharacterized. NCBI's taxonomy places the organism in Eukaryota, Fungi, Basidiomycota, Agaricomycetes, Boletales, Suillaceae. The annotation marks the transcript as partial. The transcript has 2 exons. The record is from RefSeq and is a predicted model, not a curated record.
GGUCAAAGAAAUUCCACACUGCCUUGGUUUUGGUCGUUGGACGUUAGAGGAGACUCGGUGAGCAAUGACUGGAUGAAUGAAUUUUAUCGGGUGCACUGGCUUCGUACCAAGGCUUUACAGGACCGGUGGGCUGAAGAAUUACUCCUGAUUGGACAUGAGAUGCAUUGGACAAUCAAAUUUCUUGCACACAAAGCCAAACCUGGCUCGGCCGAACAACCAUAG